Molecule: messenger RNA, 623 nt
Organism: Acaulospora colombiana
Lineage: Eukaryota; Fungi; Glomeromycota; Glomeromycetes; Diversisporales; Acaulosporaceae
Source: the annotation of a GenBank genome assembly
CAAAGGAAAACCCUUCCAAAACCGAGCUCCAAAAGCUGGUCGAGGAACUUCGAAAGAUCGAUUCGAAGAGGGUCGAUGGCAAGUUUUGUGUCGGCCCUGGAGCCUCCACUGUCCCGCCCUCCCAGGCCAUUUGUUCGUCCCUUGUGGAGGAUUGCUUUGACAUUGCACACGAAAUCAAGGCGCGAGGAUAUUCCAUCAGUCUUCCCGAUGAAUUGAAGCCAGUGUAUGAACGACUAAAGGAGAUGAGAACCGAGCUAGAGAGACUCUCAUUGACUCAUCGUUGGACGCUUAGAGAGACAGACCUUUACAAUUAUGCUGUCGCACUAAGAGAUAUUGACCAGAUGCGAAAAGAUGGAAAGUGGAAUGUCGGCGGUCUUGUCGAUGGAAAACCAAGCCAAGGACAAUAUGCAAACAAGCUCUCUACAGUAAAGAAAGUACUAAAUGAAGUACUUCGUUAUGGUGGACCUUUCCAUCCUAGAGAAUUGUAUCCAUACCAAUUGGCAUUGUUCCAAGUAGACAGUAUGGUGAAAGAUGGAAAAUUUGUUGGCAAGGAUGGCUCUAUUCCCGAAGGACAGGGAAUAGUCAUGGCCCAUCUGAAUGAAUGUCACGAACUCAUAGAGCUG